This is a messenger RNA of Fusarium vanettenii 77-13-4, 1842 nucleotides long. RefSeq lists its product as uncharacterized. Gene Ontology annotation, molecular function: pyridoxal phosphate binding; L-ornithine transaminase activity; identical protein binding. The record is from RefSeq and is a predicted model, not a curated record. The transcript is spliced from 2 exons. NCBI's taxonomy places the organism in Eukaryota, Fungi, Ascomycota, Sordariomycetes, Hypocreales, Nectriaceae. Bases 240 to 1550 code for a protein of 436 amino acids. Gene Ontology annotation, cellular component: cytoplasm.
AUCUUGGAUCUGCUGACCUUGGAUGUCUUUUUUUGCGUCACCUCCGCCUCCGUUCCGCUCGCCGCUUCCGUCCUUAAAGAGCCUCGACAUUCCCGCCUUUCUCUCUCCUGUUUCUUCUCUAGACUCAACAAGCAAGCGAACUGAACCUUAACCUUCAUUCUUUCGCUCAACUAUUGCUCCCGUCUCUUUCAGUAGAGACCAUACAAACCACAUAUCGCAUCAACUCCAACACCGCAACCAUGUCUCAGACCAACGGAACCGUCUCUCGCUUCCACGCCUCUUCCACCGAAAAGGCCAUUGCCAUUGAGGAGGAGUACGCCGCCCACAACUACCACCCUCUCCCCGUCGUCUUCUCCCGCGCCGAGGGCAUCAACGUCUGGGACCCCGAGGGCCGCCACUACUAUGACUUCCUCUCCGCCUACAGUGCCGUCAACCAGGGUCACUGCCACCCCGAGCUCGUCAAGGCUCUCGCCGACCAGGCCAGCCGUCUGACCCUCAGCUCGCGCGCCUUCUACAACGAUGUCUUCCCCAAGUGGGCCGAGAAGGUCCGCGAUGUCUUUGGCUACGACAUGGUUCUGCCCAUGUGCACUGGUGCUGAGGCUGUCGAGACCGCCAUCAAGAUUGCCCGCAAGUGGGCUUACAAGGUCAAGGGCGUUCCUCAGGAGAAGGCCUGGAUCUUUGGUGCUUCCGAGAACUUCCACGGCCGAACCAUGACCGCCAUUACUCUCUCCGUCGACCCCGAGUCCAAGGCCAACUACGGUCCCUAUGUCCCCAACAUUGGUGCUUUCAACCCCAGCACUGGCAAGCCCAUCCGAUACAACAACAUUGCCGAUCUCGAGGAGGUUCUUGAGGCCCACGGCAAGGAGACCGCUGCUUUCAUCUGCGAGCCCAUCCAGGGUGAGGCCGGUGUUGUUGUCCCCGAUGAGGGUUACCUCGAGCAGGUCCAGGCUCUCUGCACCAAGCACAACGUCCUCUUCAUCUGCGACGAGAUCCAGACUGGUAUCGGCCGAACUGGCCGCAUGCUCUGCUCCCAGUGGGCCAACAUCAAGCCCGACCUCGUCACCCUCGGCAAGGCCAUCUCUGGCGGUCUCUACCCCGUGAGCUGCGUCCUCAGCAGCAAGGAGAUCAUGCUCGUCGUCGAGCCCGGCACCCACGGCUCCACCUACGGAGGUAACCCCCUGGGCUGCGCCGUGUCCAUCCGCGCCCUCGAGAUCAUGGAGGAGGAGGACCUCACUGCCAAGGCUGAGAAGCUUGGUCAGAUGUUCCGUGACGGCCUCAAGGCCCUCAACACCCCCAUCCUCAAGGUUAUCCGAGGAAAGGGUCUCCUGAACGCUGUCGUCAUUGACGAGGCUGCUGCUAAUGGCCGAACUGCCUGGGAUCUCUGCCUGCUCCUCAAGAGCAAGGGUCUCCUGGCCAAGCCCACUCACGGCGACAUCAUCCGCUUCGCCCCUCCUCUGGUCAUCACCGAGGAAGAGCUCCGCAAGGGUCUCGACAUUAUCGCCGAGGCCAUCAAGGAGCUUCCCACCGUCGAGAAGGCCGCUGGUCACUAAACGAAGAAAAGAAGAAAAAAGGACACCAAAGAUCAGACGCAUCCGAGCGCGAGCUCAUUGGAAAGAAAAAAGAACUUUGUGUUUUUACAUUUUGGGCAUAAGGCAUUCAGGCAUAUGAUGCCAAGGGGUGAAAAGCGAAUGAGGACGAGAACAUGAAUUGCAUGCAUAGAUACCAGAUACCAGCAUCAGUGAUGCUCUGGGAAGGCGUUUUAACGGGAGUUCCAUAGUCGGCCGAUUGGCCUUGUACAGGUUGGAUAGCCCGCGAUGAAAUAAAAUGCAGUUAUUCUCCUAA